Molecule: messenger RNA, 534 nt
Organism: Pocillopora meandrina
Lineage: Eukaryota; Metazoa; Cnidaria; Anthozoa; Scleractinia; Pocilloporidae
Source: the annotation of a GenBank genome assembly
AUGCGGCUAUUCCAACAUCUCGACGAAAAGCUACAACACAUGGACCGAGAACUGGCUACAAACCCACAGUAUGUUCAGAAGGUAAUACAAGUUUUGUGUUUUAGAAUAGUGUUCCUUGUUGGAAUCCCGUUGAUAUCGUCAUUUUGCCGACGAUUUUACGAAAUUAUCACGUCUCUUAUCGCAAGUUGGGAUGAACGUUGUCUCGGUGUUGUAUCUGAUUGGCUGAGGGGAUGACAUUAACUUUUGUUUCCAUUGGCCCUUUGAUAAACUCACAUCACCCUCUUAACCAAUCAGCUGCGAAAAUAAUAACUUGUUUUCCAGCAUUUUUCCGCGUUCCAGGUAGUGUUCUAGUGUUUCCCUUGAGUACUCAGUGGCUCCACGUGAUAUUUACCUUUGUUUUGUUUGGCCUUUGUUCGCACUCUGGUUUGGUUCUACCAGAAUUUUUCUUUCCUUUUUUCUGUUUAGACCAUGGGAACACAUUGUGAUGAGGAUGUAAUGAUGAGUAGAAUGAGAGGAGAUGAAGGACUGAUGUGA